Meyerozyma guilliermondii ATCC 6260 is the source of this 1464-nucleotide messenger RNA. RefSeq names its product ammonium permease (gene MEP1). Gene Ontology annotation, biological process: ammonium transmembrane transport. Lineage: Eukaryota; Fungi; Ascomycota; Pichiomycetes; Serinales; Debaryomycetaceae. Gene Ontology annotation, molecular function: ammonium channel activity. The record is from RefSeq and is a predicted model, not a curated record. The coding region runs from base 1 to 1464 and encodes 487 amino acids. Gene Ontology annotation, cellular component: plasma membrane. The transcript has a single exon.
AUGCUUAGUAGGAGAAAGCUCUUCGCAGAAGACAAAGAGUACAAUGAAAGUUUGGUGUUGUUAUUCACCAUUGCCAGUUCGAUGAUUUGGAUCAUGGUGCCCGGUUUGGCAUUUUUGUAUUCGGGUUUGGCCAGAAGAAAAAGUGCAUUAUCCAUGAUAUGGGUCGUCAUAAUGGGUACAUUUGUGGGAUGUUUCCAAUGGUACUUUUGGGGUUAUUCGCUUGCAUUUGCACCAUCUUCCAAUAACUUUAUUGGCGACUUGACAUACUUUGGUUUCAAAGGACUUUUGGGAUUAUCUGAGCUUGCCAGUGAUUAUCCCGAGAUUGCAUUCGCCAUCUUCCAAAUGCAAUUUAUGGCGGUCACCGUGGCAAUUUUGGCUGGUGCCCUCGUGGCGGAAAGAGGCCGGUUUCUUCCAUCAUUGGUGUUCAUCUUCUGCUGGGUCACCAUCGUAUACUGCCCAGUGGUACACUGGAUAUGGGGUGGCGGAUGGGCUUCUACCUGGCGAGGCGGUGCCUUGGAUUACGCCGGUGGAGGACCAGUGGAAAUUCUUUCCGGUGUUUCGGCUUUCGUCUACAGCGCAUUCUUGGGUAGAAGAAACGAAACUUUAAUGAUCAACUACCGCCCUCACAAUAUCUCCACAAUAUUCUUGGGAACCGCUCUCCUUUACGUCGGAUGGCUCUUUUUCAACGGGUUCUCGUGCUUAAAUGCUUCAGCAAAAGUACCAUACUCAAUGAUGAACACCCACUUGUGCGGAGCAUUCGGAGCCAUUUCUUGGUGUUUGCUCGAUUUCCGGUUGGAAAAGAAAUGGUCCAUGGUCGCCGUCUGUUCUGGAUGUAUUUCCGGUCUCGUUGCUGCCACUCCAUCAUCAGGAAUGAUCCCAUUGUGGGCAUCGGUAAUCUUGGGUAUCACCGCCGGUAUCGUGUGUAACUUUUCCACCAAAAUCAAGUACAUUUGUGGAGUCGAUGACUCACUUGAUGUGUUGGCAGAGCACGGUAUCGCAGGUAUCGUUGGUUUACUUUUCAAUGCAAUCUUUGGCUCAUCUACAGUCAUUGGUUACGACAAUGUUACCGACCAUGCGGGAGGCUGGAUCGACCACAACUGGAAGCAAUUGUACGUUCAAAUCGUUUACAUUCUUGCUACCGCUGCCUACUCUGGAGGAGUUACAGCUGUGCUUUGUUUUGUCAUAAACAAGAUCCCAGGUUUGCAUUUGAGAAUAGACUACAAUGCCGAAGAAGUUGGUGUUGAUGAGGACCAAAUUGGAGAAUUUGCAUACGAUUACGUUGAGGUAAGAAGAGACUUUUUGGACUGGGGAACUCCAACUGUUGCCAAGGAAGAAGGAGAAAUGGCACAAUCCGUCAAUGAACCAACUGACAACGAAGUCAGCGAGGAAGCAGUUUACGAAGGAGUAACUACAAGUUCACAGGGUUCGGUACUGGGAACACAAGUCAACGAGAAACAGGAUUAG